Ostrinia nubilalis (European corn borer) is the source of this 1719-nucleotide messenger RNA. RefSeq lists its product as uncharacterized. The record is from RefSeq and is a predicted model, not a curated record. NCBI's taxonomy places the organism in Eukaryota, Metazoa, Arthropoda, Insecta, Lepidoptera, Crambidae. The transcript is spliced from 2 exons. The coding region runs from base 1 to 1026 and encodes 341 amino acids.
AUGGGUGGAAAGAAACGAUCGCGAGACGAGGACUACGACGUUAUAAAAAAGAAAAUUAGGAAAUUAGAGAAGCAAUUAAAACGGAAAUCACGCCAUCGGAAAAUAUCUUCAAGUUCAGAAAGCAGCGAUGAAAUACCCAGUUCACUCCAUUCUGACAACGGCUUAGAAAUAAAUUGCGAUGAAACACAAGUUGAAAAUGAUUCUCAACCAGAAUGUUCUGCUAUCAUUGAUGAAUGUCCGGAACUACAUGAAGAUAUUCUAAAUAUACUAGGCCCUGAUACGACCACAGAGAAGCCUUUUGGUGAUAAUUUACACAAAGAUGUUGCUUCGAGAUGGCAACAUAUUUUAUUAAAUGGCUUAUCAAAGGAAAAUAGAUCUGAUUUGUUAAAAACAUAUCUACCUCCGGAAAAUUGUCCGAACAUGAGGGCUCCUAAAUUAAAUUUAGAAAUUAAGGCAGCCUUAACAGAAAUAAAUAACAAAAAGGAUGCUUAUAGCCAAACUAAACAAAAUCAGUUAGCCAGUUGUUUGUCAGCCCUGGGCAAAGCUUUAAAUUUGACUUUGUUUAAAAGUAAGGAAGAUACCACUUCACAGGAAAUAAUUAAGUCACUAAGUGAUGCUGGCCGUCUACUGUGUGACUAUCACUUCAAGGAAUCUCAAUCUAGACGAUACGCUGUUAUCAAUUCAUUGAACAAGGAUACAAGAGACACUAUUAAAAAUACCAAAAUAGACGAUUUUUUAUUCGGCUCCGAUCUUGCCGAUCAUUUGAAAUCUUCCAAGGCGAUUUCAAAGUCUGGAAUGGAACUCAGGCCGACAACCACAGAUAAUCGACCAAAGCCCAAGCCAGGUACUUCUGGUCAAGCAUCUGCAGUGCGUCGUGGAACUUUAAACGCGAGGGGGGCGCCGCAAGCACCAGCCGCCGAGCCGCGAGCGAACCCCGUACCACAGAGGCGACCGGCAGCUCCGUUACGCGACCGACGCAACUACAGCACGAGGCCCACGCAGCGUCAUCGGGGGAGGAGGACCUGACUUCGCAUCCAGAGGUACCUAUUCCUGUUGCUGGCCGUUUACAAUAUUUUUACCAACAAUGGACUGACAUCACAAACGAUCCUACCAUUUUAUCAUGGGUUAAGGGUUAUAAAAUUCCAUUUAUAGAUAAUCCGGUGCAAUAUGAGAUACCCAAGAAUAAGUGUUGUUCCGAAAUGGAAGCUGAAAUAAUUGAUGAAUGUGUUUCGAAUUUAUUACAAUCCCAAUUUAUUUCACCUUGCAAUUCAUGUGAAGGUCAAUAUAUUUCACCAAUUUUCACAGUUCCAAAACCGAAUGGUAAACAUAGGUUUAUAUUAAAUCUAAAGGGUUUAAAUAAACACAUAGACGUUCAGCACUUCAAAAUGGAAGAUUACCGUACGGUUUUGAAACUCAUUGAACACAAUGAUUACAUGGCCACAAUAGAUAUUCAAGACGCAUACUUUUUAGUUAAUAUAGAUAUUGAGGAUCGCAAAAAAUUAAGAUUCCAAUGGCGUUCAAAUAUUUAUGAAUUUAACGUCCUUCCCUUUGGUCUAUGUACUGCACCUUUCGUUUUCACGAAACUAUUGAAACCAAUAUUAUGUAAUCUACGUUCAGCUGGCUAUGUAUCUGUAAAUUAUCUAGAUGACUUUUGCUGUAUCGGUUCAUCAUUUGAACAAUGUGUUAAUAACGUAAACGCCACCAUAUCACUUUUAGAAU